AUGGAUUUCUUGAGUUGCAUUCUAAUGUGUCUUAUGGUUGCCUGGGUCUCAAUACAUGCCCUCUAUUAUUCAUUUGCAAGAAGUCCCAAAAAGCUUCCACCUGGACGAAAGCCACUUCCUUUCAUUGGAAAUCUUCUAGAGCUUGGAAACAAACCCCACCUCUACCUAACCAAGCUUUCACAACGCUAUGGCCCCAUUAUGACUUUACAUCUUGGCCAAAUCACAACUGUUGUAGUUUCUUCAUCCGCCAUAGCUAAACAAGUCCUGCAAACCCAUGACCAAUUGUUUUGCAACCGAACAGUAUUAGAUUCAGUCCAAGCCUGUAAACAUGGCGAGAACGGCAUGCCCUGGAUACCUGUUUCAGCUAAGUGGAGAAACCUUCGCAAAAUAUGCAACUCCCAAUUGUUCGCCACCAAAGUUCUCGACGCCAGCCAAGCCAACCGUCACCUAAAAGUGCAAGAGCUCAUAGCUGAUGUCCAUGAAAGCGUUGUAAAAGGUGAUGCAGUGGAGAUUGGAAGUGCUGCUUUCAAAACUACGCUCAAUUUGAUGUCGCGGACUGUCUUCUCUGUGGAUUUAGCGGACCAGAAUAGUGAGAGGGCUAGAGAGUUCAAGGAGCUGGUGCGGAGUAUUAUGGAAGAGAUUUCGAAACCAAACUGGGCUGACUAUUUUCCAGUGCUUAAAAAGAUUGACCCCGUGGGGAUACGGCGCCGUUUGACUCGUCACUUUCUGAAGAUGUUUGAACUCUUCGAUCGCUUGAUCAUCCAAAGAAUGGAAUCAAGAAAAGCACCUGACUAUAUCAUGACCAGUGAUAUGUUAGAUACCAUUACAAACAGUAGUGAAGAGAAAAAUGUUGGUUGA
Molecule: messenger RNA, 858 nt
Organism: Prunus armeniaca (apricot)
Lineage: Eukaryota; Viridiplantae; Streptophyta; Magnoliopsida; Rosales; Rosaceae
Source: the annotation of a GenBank genome assembly